AUGAGAGAACGAAUGGAAAGACUGGUUCUUCUUCCUUUCACAUUUGGUUGUGUUUCUGAGUCUAGCGUUGCUGUUGGUGUACAGCCGCCCAGAAGAUCAAAAUCAGACACAAUUCCAUCUCCAAUAAGAACUAAAGAAGUAGGAGAUGAAGAAGAGGAAGAAGAUAGCUUAUCAGGUGAAAGCACGAAGAACUCAUUUAGAUCCUUGUCCCUUCCAAAACCAAACAUAUCUACCAGUGGUAUUCACAGGCUCUUCAAGGGUUUCAAGAAUAUCUCUCAGAUAUUUGUGUACAAGGAUGAUGAUAUGGAAGAAGUAAUGGAAAUGGAUAUGGAAAUAGGGGGUCCCACAGAUGUGAAGCAUGUGACACACAUAGGCUGGGAUGGUUCUGCUUCUGCUGCAUCUGCAACGACUGACCCCAUUAGGGGAUGGGAUAAUCUCAUAUCUCCUGAUCUGCUCUCUGUUUCCCCUGUUUCUUGGAGCCAAUUUGAGCUCUCUAUGCCUUCCCAAGCUGAUGUUGCAGUUCCUCUUGUUAACGGCUCUUCCUCUUAA
Molecule: messenger RNA, 549 nt
Organism: Prunus armeniaca (apricot)
Lineage: Eukaryota; Viridiplantae; Streptophyta; Magnoliopsida; Rosales; Rosaceae
Source: the annotation of a GenBank genome assembly